GACCUCCGUUCCCGUGCACUCGUGGGAACCAAAUGAACAGUCUAGAAGUAAAUGAGUCUGAUGCUGCUCCAGAAGCAUCACCCAACCAGAAUCCUUCGGUGGAUUCGGGUCCUGGCUUUGUCAGGCUGACAACCAAGCAAAAGAAGCUGCUGCGAAAGGCCCUUCAAGGUGGGCUGACCAGAGAAAAGGCUCUGGAGGUGGUGCAAGCUCUUCCCAUAGUUAAGGGGCUACUACCCGCUCCUUACGGAAUCCAAGCCACCAAUCCCUACCCCUACUCGGUUUUUGUUCAGUGCGUGCGAAUCGGUUUGGCUGCGGAGUCUGCUGGGACUUCUCUGACCAGCGAGCAAAUGGCCAGGAUCAAGGAGGCCAUCAUAGAUGUCACCGUGGAGCAGUCUGGCAGCCAGAAGCCGCAGUUCGAAGGAUGUGUGGCGCGCAGAGGAUGGCUCCUUGUGACUUGCUCCAACUCCUCCACCUCAGAAUGGUUCAAGCGAAACUUUUGCCAUAUUCAGGCGAAAGUAGCCACCAAACUGAAGUUAAUGGAUGAGUCUGAACUGCCCAGAAAGAACGUGGUCCUCGGCUAUUUUCCAGAUAGUCUAUCCACAAGCAGCCAGAAGGUCCUGGAAAUCAUUCAGGCCCAGAACCCAGUCUCAACGGCGGAAUGGCGGGUUAUGCAGAGGUUGACCCACGGUGAGCUUCUGCAUCUCGCCAUGGCCGUUGACAAUGAAUCCCACAAGAAACUGGUCGCACUAAACGGAACUAUAUCCUAUCGAUUCGGCCGUGUAAAACUAUGCAUGAAAAACCCUCUCGAUAGGAAAUCAGUACCAAAUGGUAGAAGAGAAACAUCGUGUGCAGCGCCAGAUGGAAAAUCCCUGGAGAAAGCUGUUGAAACUCGGGAAGUGGUGCCUGUACGUCAUGAUAAUCCAUGGAAGCAAUGUAAUAAUCCUGGGCUAAGCCAUAAUAAUCCCAGGAUGCAAUGGAAUCAACAGCAUAUGCUCAGGUAUGAUCCUUACAAUCCCAGGGAACUUCCGUCGUACCUUGUGCGCGCCAGCUAUUCAGGACCAGGCUAUUGGAGUGAAGGAAACAGGGGACUUGGACCUCGAUCUUGGCCAGGAAACUACUGAAGCAGAGGGUUCCAACUGCACAGGAAGAUCUUUAAUCGGGGAAACAUCCAUCUUAAGGAAGUACAGCGACUUGUUCUCCAUUUUUAGCAACGUAACUUGAGGUAUUUAGAGUUUUUGACAAGUAGACAUUUAUACAGGACUCCUCCAACUUCAAAGAGGACUCUUUUUAACCCAUAACACCAGUUCAGAUUGACUUUGCUUACAGCAUUCGAAACAAUAUGAUACAGUAACACUGGUUACACUCAUUUACCAAGGAUCUAUUCACUGAAAACACUAUAAUACCGUAACACUGGUUACACUUAGAGGAUCUCGAUGACUUAUAAUACCUUGUAGUACAAAAAUCAUCAAGGGGAACUCAAAGCGCAUAUCUUCUGAACUUCUGACUGCCCUUCUUGAUAACAAAUGCUACAAUUAAGUUUUACAACUUUCUUUGGCAAAACAUGUGGUUUUGAUUCAAAGCUCAUACGAUACAAAAUCACCAUUUUGUAUUGGGGUUUCUGUAGAAGGAGCAACCUUUUUGCAAUCAUAUCGCUCUUCAGAGUUCCGCAUAUCAUUAUGUUUUUCAAAAAUGUGUUUUUAUCGGUAGAAGGUGACCUUAUCUGGGGUGUUGAAGUAUUAGCUUUUCCGCGCACGCUCCUUUCGCUAAUUAAAUCUAAUGCAACCUGUAAUAAAUUCGCUUGUCGCGCUUUUCCGGUGGUGCGAAUCAACCCUUUUUCGCGCGCUUUGCAUAUGCAAAUUUUGGCGGCAAAUUGCCCUGGCGCCAAUGAGCCUUAUCAUCUAUGGCAUCCUGAAUCCUGAGUGCCGUACCUGCCGGAGUCACCCUCGUAGGUCCUCGGAUUCCCUCGCGAUUUGGCGUACAAAGCACAAAGCAAUUUUGAGACAGCCACGCGAUUCCAUUUUCGGCAAAAUAUUCGGCAUAAUAGUAAAGUUUUAUGCGAAUUCCGCUGGCAGAACAUCCGUUUCCGGCUGAAAAAAAGGGGUCCACCCCUCACUUCAGAUUGACAAUCAGCAUGCGGUCUCAUAUCCGCUGGAAAGCAAACAAAACCGGGCAAAACUUUCACUUAGGCGAAUAUUGCGAAACUAUUGGGCUGCACAACCCGUUGACACAAAUCGCACUAAAUCAAAAAUUAUGCUUUGCACAAAUAAAGCGAAAGGACGAGGACGAGGAGGAGGAGGAGGUCGCCACGCAGGAAGUCGCUACACCCUGUGGCCAUAAAUCUCAUCUAGUCAAAUAUUGAAUUACGCCGGUUGAGGCAAGGGAUGCGAAGGAUGCCGGGAAAGGGUUCGCCGGCGACUCGCAGAUCCAAUUUAGUGGGUCAGAAGGAUGUGGCACAUCCCCUCGAAUAUUCGCUAUAUGCUCACUAUAUGUGUGACAUUUUCCGGCACAUCGCUUUGUCCUGUUUAUUUAAUAAAAAUUGAAGUUAUGAGUGCUCCAGGGGUCGUUUAUGCGUCGAUAAUGAAUAGUUAUGGCUGUUUCGAGGGCUCUCUUUCAUAAUGCUUUGUUUGGGUCGCUUAUAAUGCAAUUUAUGCAUGUUUGUGUAGUUAUUGGGUGCUUGGGGUGCCAAUGGGUUAAGGGAUUUUCGUUCUUUAUCUGCCGUUUUAUUGAUAAAAACUAAUAAAAACACGCCCGUUGCCAAAAAACAACACAGACAUAGGUGAGUGCAACAUACAUUUUCAAAACUACAUGUUUCAUAAAUUUCAGGUGGUUUCAAAAUAACAAAAUAUCUGAACAACACCUACAAAAUACUGCAAUACUGCGAUACAUUUUCAGUUUGCCUGCUUACCAAAAAAAAACUU
Messenger RNA from Drosophila erecta, 2918 nucleotides. RefSeq lists its product as uncharacterized. The record is from RefSeq and is a predicted model, not a curated record. NCBI's taxonomy places the organism in Eukaryota, Metazoa, Arthropoda, Insecta, Diptera, Drosophilidae. The transcript has 2 exons. Bases 33 to 1121 code for a protein of 362 amino acids.